GUGGGGUGGCGGGCACGGCGCGGACUGUCCUCAUCCUUCUGGGUGCCACCUCACCGUGGGACGGCCGUGUGCACCCCUGGUCGGCUGCGCUUCCCCCAGUGCGUGGGACUAACCGCUUGCGUUUCUUGGUUGGGAAGCCCGCGCAACCGUACGGGUCAGCCCGGUGUUCCCACCACCGUCGGGCUGGCAGCGCUGUCCGGGCUCCGAGCGGUGCUGGCGGCCGAGCCCCGCUCUGGCUGCUGCGAGAGAGCGCUGCCCCCUGCUUCCCCCUUUGUCGGCCGGGUCACGCCUAGGGGAGCGGUGCCGCCGGCCCCGGCGCACGUACAGUGCCACAACCGGCGGCUCGGGAGGCACACGCCAGCUCGGGCUUUGUUCCCGCCAUCGCUGUCUUCAGACCGAUACCGGGCAACGAGGUUUCCGGCGUCCAGCCCCGGCUCCACCAUCCCUUCGCUGCUGCUCACCUUGCCUCUAGCCUCGAGGGGGGAACGCUCCUGAUCUUCGUGAUGGGAGCUGUAGUAGCCGAUGAUGGCCCAACUGGUGUUAAAGCCCCUGAUGGAGGCUGGGGCUGGGCUGUACUUUUUGGCUGUUUUAUCAUCACAGGAUUCUCCUAUGCCUUUCCCAAGGCAGUUAGCGUCUUCUUUAAAGAACUUAUCCGGGAAUUUGGCAUUGGCUACAGCGACACUGCAUGGAUUUCCUCCAUUCUGUUGGCCAUGCUUUAUGGAACAGGUCCACUCUGCAGCGUAUGUGUCAAUCGCUUUGGCUGUCGCCCUGUCAUGCUUGUGGGUGGCCUUUUCGCCUCCAUGGGAAUGGUGAUAGCCUCCUUCUGCACAAGCAUCGUUCAGAUCUAUCUAACUGCAGGUGUGAUUACAGGUUUGGGUCUGGCACUGAACUUUCAGCCUUCGCUCAUCAUGUUAAACCGCUACUUUGACAAACGCCGGCCCCUAGCCAACGGGCUGUCUGCCGCUGGGAGUCCUGUCUUUCUUUGUGCCCUCUCACCACUGGGGCAGAUACUGCAACAUGAGUAUGGCUGGAGAGGAGGAUUCCUUAUACUGGGUGGGAUGCUGCUCAACUGCUGUGUAUGUGGAGCAUUAAUGAGACCUUUGGAGCCACCCAAAAAGCCUGAAGCUACCAAAGAAUCAACAGAGAAGAAACCGAAGAAAAAACUCCUGGAUUUCAGUGUGUUUAAAGAUGGUGGUUUUGUAAUCUACACACUAGCAGCAUCUAUCAUGGUGCUUGGCCUCUUUGUUCCCCCAGUUUUUGUUGUGAGUUAUGCCAAGGAUUUAAAGUAUCAAGACACCAAAGCAGCUUUUCUUCUGACUAUUCUGGGAUUCAUUGAUAUAUUUGCUCGGCCUAUUUGUGGAAUGGUAGCUGGUCUCAAAUGGGUUAGACCACGCUGUGUCUACCUCUUCAGUUUUGCUAUGAUUUUCAACGGCUUUACAGAUCUCAUGGGUUCUAUGUCUGUUGAUUAUGCUGGCCUGGUGGUCUUCUGCAUUUUCUUUGGCAUUUCUUAUGGAAUGGUAGGUGCUCUUCAGUUUGAAGUUCUCAUGGCUAUUGUUGGAACUCAGAAGUUUUCCAGUGCUAUCGGUCUGGUGCUCCUGGCAGAAGCUAUGGCUGUUCUAAUUGGUCCACCGUCAGCAGGCAAGCUCUUGGAUGCUACAGGGAAGUACAUGUUUGUUUUCAUUAUUGCUGGAAUUGAAGUUACCACCUCUGCACUCGUAUUGGCCUUGGGAAAUUUCUUCUGCAUCAAGAAAAAAACAGAAGAACCACAGACAAAAGAAGAAGCAGCAGAACGAGAGGAAUUAAACAAAUCUGAAGACAAAGCUCCUGAAGAUGCCAAGGUGGACUCCAUCGAAGUGGAGCAGUUCCUGAAAGACGAGCCUGAAAAGAAUGGUGAAGUUGUAACUAAUCCAGAAACUUGUGUGUGAGAGUGAGAGGAACCCAACCAAGUGUUUAGAAAAGAAAGAUUUUCAACACUAUUUAUUUUAGAAAUAGAACUAGUUUAGGGCUGGGCCAUCUGAUUUCUUAACUGGAAGCCAGUCAGCUCAUCAGGUCUCUCUGGAAGCUGAUUAGCUCGACUACCUUUUAUGGGGAAAAUUAGCUUUUUCAGUAAAAGGUGGAACGUUGUGGUUAUACUUUUUAUGUAAACUCAAAAGCUUUUAUAAACACAAGUGUUGCUAUGCAUCACCAGAAACUGCUCACCUGAAGAGAGAUAGGAAGAAUAUAUUUUAAGAGAAGUGGAAUUCUAUGUAUGCUUUUAGGCAAUAUUGGUGAAAUCGCUGUGUCGUGUGGCUAAAUAUAAUUUCCCUUUCUGUGUUCUUUGUGAAGGGGAAAGAGUUUGAGAUGGAGAAAAAUCUCAGGAACUUAAAGGUCUCCAUUAGGAUUUUGAACUUCUUACUUUUUUUAGCUUUUAACUGGCUCAGCCCUAAUUUCAUUUUGAUAAUAUCUGUUACUCUAUGUAAAUGUAUUUCCGCGUUUUGUCUAAACCUGUAAUCUCUGUAAUUAUCAUCUAGAUACUGUAUGUGGGAUGGCAUGUUACAGAUACUGUCCUCAGCAGGUCACACAAGUGGGAUUCUGAAGUAGUACUAAAGAAAAAAAUGAGCAGAAUCAAUCCCAACAGACUGUAAGCAAAGUUCACCUGCUUACACGCUUCAGUGCAGUUCCCUGAACCACUGAAAACUACUGCAAGUACCACGGAGAAGAUGGAUUUUAGAUUUAGUAGACACCUCUGCGUGUCCAUUUGUAUAUAAAAGAAACAGUUUCAACUUUCCAGAUGAUUUUCAGCGUGGGUAGGCUUAGGGAAGGGCCUGGACUAUUUUGUAACAUUUUAGCCAGGUUUAAAAUGCAAUGUUAGCAAACAUAGGAAGGCCUCAACCAUGCUUCUUUUAUUUAUUUGAUUUUUUCCCCUCAUUUACCCCACUUCCCUGUCCUUUUGCUUAAUCUGUGGAUGUUCAAGGAGCCAUUCUUGCUGUCUGAGGAAACAUCAUGGAACUGCUGAUCAUCUUUACCACAGUAAUGCUUAAGGACAAUCGAGAAUAGGCUCAACUGCUACUCAAUGCACUAACAGAAUUGUGAGUCUCUUAGCUAGUGCUGGAAUCUUCUCUGACAUUGGUAUGGGGAAAGGAGAAGAAGCAGAAACACAUCAGGCAAGGCAGUGACAGCACAUUUGAAGAAAUGCAGGAAGGGAAAAGAUUCAUUGUGAGGACACUGAGUAGAAAAGGAAGGUAAAAGGAAAUCAUGCUCUUAUAGCCUUCUCGUUUUCACCCAAAUGCAUCCAAGAAAUGUGGUCUGUACCAAAUCAUGCAACCACCCACUUCAAAGUUACUGCAACCCACCCUUCAGCUAUGGUUAUAAAAAGCUCUCCAGGCUCUGUGACUGCAGUAAUACUCUUCAAAACAGACUAAUUGUAACAGAUUCAGUUUUCCCGUCAGUAGCAAACGAAUAUUGGCUUCUAGGUGCCAAAAUUGUUCCGCUUAAUAACUGAAAACUAAAAGACCCUGAUCCCUUCAAACCCUGUGCCCUUCUGAAAAAUAACAUCAUCAGUUAUUUAACACUCACCUAUUUUAACAAAAACAGCAAAGCCAACAAAGUGCCAAAACCAUGAAUCAUUCCCUAAUGGAACUAUCUCAGAUACCAGCUUCCAUCCUGGUACUUCAAAAUGGUUCUGCAUUGUUAGGACAACCUUGCACGGACAUAAAGAAGCUAGGAUCACAGUGGGGUUUUUUGAGUGAUCUAAAAAAAAUGGAUGCUACACACUGAAUAAACUGUUUAUUUUUA
Pogoniulus pusillus (Red-fronted tinkerbird) is the source of this 3774-nucleotide messenger RNA. It is a transcript of the gene SLC16A3, whose product is annotated as solute carrier family 16 member 3. Gene Ontology annotation, biological process: transmembrane transport; monocarboxylic acid transport. The transcript is spliced from 5 exons. The record is from RefSeq and is a predicted model, not a curated record. Gene Ontology annotation, cellular component: plasma membrane. Bases 504 to 1925 code for a protein of 473 amino acids. NCBI's taxonomy places the organism in Eukaryota, Metazoa, Chordata, Aves, Piciformes, Lybiidae. Gene Ontology annotation, molecular function: monocarboxylic acid transmembrane transporter activity.